UCCCUCAAAAGGCCUAACGCGGAGCAUUCCCUCAGAAUGAGCACAAGCCUACUCUAGUCUCUUCCAGGUGGAGCCUGAGGGGUAGGAGGCAAGCAGGGCGCCAGACAAUGAUAGGCCUCGCUUUAGUCCGGCUCCCUCAGACCUGUCCAUCUGGCCCGGCGUGCAGCGGGACCUAGGCGCGCCCGCCCGCGGAGAAGCACGCGCUUUCUCCAGGAGCUCUGCGCUCACCUGGCUUGAGGGUGUUUACAGCUCUAGCACUAAAUCCUGUGGAAAUUCUUCCUUAUGAAACAGUUCCUGAUCUAAAGUUGAAAAGAGAUGGCCUUUAUAAGAGUUUCUUCAUUCAAGAAAUUGAUUAUUAGAAUUCAUAUUGGCUAAGGAUUCAUUGCCAUAAUGGAAAAAUCAUGGAUGCUUUGGACUUUCAUUGAGAAGUGGCUGCUUGCCUUGGUGUCAUGGUCCUGGGCCCUCUGCCGUAUUUCUCUCUUACCUUUGAUAGUAACCUUUCAUUUGUAUGGAGGCAUGGUUUUGCCUUUGUUAAUAUUUGUGUCUAUUGCAGGUAUACUGUAUAAAUUCCAGGAUGUUUUGCUUUAUUUCCCAGAGCAACCCUCUUCAUCACGGCUUUAUGUUCCUAUGCCCACUGGCAUUCCUCAUGAAAACAUCUUCAUCAGAACCAAAGAUGGUGUAUUGCUCAAUCUAAUUCUUCUCAGAUUCACAGGGGACAAUUCCUUAUAUACGCCUACUAUCAUUUACUUUCAUGGGAAUGCAGGAAACAUUGGUCACAGACUUCCAAAUGCCUUGUUGAUGCUAGUGAACCUGAAAGUCAAUUUACUGCUGGUUGACUAUCGAGGCUAUGGGAAAAGUGAAGGCGAAGCAAGCGAGGAAGGCCUCUACUUAGACUCGGAGGCUGUUUUAGACUACAUCAUGACUAGGUCUGAUCUUGAUAAGACAAAAAUUUUCCUCUUUGGCCGUUCCUUGGGAGGAGCAGUUGCUAUUCAUCUAGCAUCUGAGAAUUCCCAUAGGAUUUCUGCCAUCAUGGUGGAGAACACCUUCCUUAGCAUCCCACAUAUGGCCACCACGCUGUUUUCUUUCUUCCCAAUGAGGUAUCUUCCCUUGUGGUGCUAUAAAAACAAGUUCCUGUCCUAUCGAAAAAUAUCUCAGUGCAGAAUGCCUUCCCUUUUCAUCUCUGGGCUUGCUGACCAGUUGAUUCCUCCAGUUAUGAUGAAACAACUCUAUGAACUUUCCCCUGCUCGGACUAAAAGAUUAGCCAUUUUUCCAGAUGGAACUCAUAAUGACACUUGGCAGUGCCAAGGCUACUUCACUGCACUCGAACAGUUCAUUAAAGAAGUGCUAAAGAGUCAUUCUCCCGAAGAAACAGAAAAAAUGUCAUCAAAUGUAACAAUAAUUUAACUAAUUCCAAUCUGUCUUUCUGAUUGUACUUGGACUUUGUGGAAAGUGAUAACGAAUGACCAUUUUGAAAAUGUGUGCUCUGUCUGUACCUAUCUAAAGAAUGCAAUUAAACAUGGAGAGAUCUACUAAUUUGUGAUCCAGAUAGUUUUUAUAUUCAGUACUGUAAAUGGAGGAUUACUUAGUUUAUUAAUGCUAAUUUUAAGGCCUUUUUCAUAAAGACACAUUAUAUCAAAUUGCUGCUGAAUUAAAGCUAUGCUGAUUUUAAGGGAAGAGCAAAAUUGUUACAGAUCAUGCAUGUUUUGACGUCAAAGGUGUACAUGGUUAACAAAACAUACUUUGCAGCUUUGGUGUAUUUGAUAAACCCCAAAUUCUGUUGUUAUGCAUGAGUGAUAUUGUACGCUUAAAGUUAUAUACAGCAGUAAAAAGAGUAUGCAGUUAACUUUGACAUGGCUACAUACUUGACUUCUAAAUAUCAUAUUCUGCCUCAAAGAGAGAUGAAAAAAUUAUGCAUUUAAAGUAGAUGCGGCAGUAAGUUUGGUAUUGUCAUACAUUGACAAAGUUAAGCAGCCUUGUUAGUGUACAGGUUGCUGUUUUUGCCUCUCGUACUAAAAGAUUGGCUUCUUUUAAAUUCUUGGUGUCAUUGACGGCUCAUCCUCCGAAAUCCUUGAGAUGGAAAAUGCAGUUAUAUAACAGUCUGUCUAAAUCACUGAUCAUUACUAAAAUGGAAAUUGGACAACAUAGACAAGUAGGAAUAUUUGUAUUUACAGUUGCUUCCCCCCUGCAGCUUUUAUGUUAUUUUAGAAAACUUUAAAUCUUUUUUUCUCAAUGGUCGAGUAAUAAUGGUGAAUAAACCUUUCCCCUGCCUUUUAUUAAACUGCAUUUAUAUACCGCUUUUCUCACCCCUAGGGGGACUUUAUGCCUUGGAACUUUAUGUCAAGAUAGGGAUUUUAACCUUUUUGCUUGAUGCAGUUAUCUACGUAAAUCACAUGGCUAAGUAAAACAAUAUAAACCACAACUAUUAAUCCAUAAAAGCCAGUAUCUUAUUUCUUGUGAAGUAUUUGCCAAACAAAGGGAUUUGCUCAAGUAAACUUUGAAAUGUUUGUGUCAGAACAAAUGGUAAAGACAUAAGUACUAAAUAAAAUAGGAAUUUGAUAAUUGUGCAUUCUUUAACAAAAUCAGGUCAUUCUUGGCUCUGGGUUUUAUUCUUAAAACAAUACAAGCACUAUGAAAGGUUUCCUUUCUAAGAAGCAAAGUUCCUUACCUGUUCUAGACUGCCUCAGAAUCUAGUAGAAGCUGCCACUUAAUUUUUAAUUUAGUUCAAGAAACAUUUUUUUAAAACAACACUUCUCUGUCAAUGUCUUGUUUUGAAAGCACAAAAGUGGUGUAAUAGCAUAUGCAUAUGUUUUGUAGGAAGUGAAAUCUUGCAUUAUUUCAGUAUGAAGUUUAAUUAUUUCUGAUUUUCUCUUGAUUCCUUUAUGUCCUUUCAUGUUACAUGCUAGAUGCCUUGCCAUCUUCCCCAACUUCCCCAACUUCUUUAUCCAUUCUCUCUGUGUUCAUUAUGCUGUGUAAACUCUAUCCUGUGUAUUUUGCAAAGAAUAUCAUGGAAUAUGUUUCACUAAUUGUAGUAUUUGCACUUUACCGUCUUUCAUGGUUCUGUUCUGGUUUCUUUCAUUUUGGAAACAUCUCUCUACCUUCAAUGUUUAUAUGAUAUUUUUAAAAUGCCUGAUCCCAAAACCACUUUGUGCAAUAUUGGAUGGAUGGAUGGAUGGAUGGAUGAACUUUUGGUCUACAAGCGGUUUUGAAUUACAAUUACACAAUUGUGGUGUUGUGUGGUUUCCAACAGUAUGACCAUGUUCUAGCAGCAUUUCCUCCUUCAGACCCUCUGAAUAUGCCUGCCACAAAUGCAGGUGAAACUACAGGAGAAAAGGCUGCAAGAACACAACCAUGUAGCCCGGAAACCACACAACACCCCAGUGAUUCUGGCCGUGAAAGUCUUCGAUAAUAAAUCACACAAUUCUUUCUUUGAGCAUGUUGAAGAGAGUUGUGGACCAAAACAUCUGGAGAACCAAAUGUUCUCAAACCCUGACUUAAAGAUGAUCCUGUGGGAUGGAUAUCGAUUACACAAAUGCAGGCAUAUAAAUAAUGUGGUUAAAGCUACCAUAUAACAAUGCCUCCCCAAAUACAGAAAUUGCAUAUUAGGAUGUGAUUGACAUAAUUGUGUUAGAAGCAAUUUUUAUAAUAUUCAGUUUGUUGUAAGUCUAUACUUACAACAGACUGAAUAUUAUAAAAAUUGCUUCUAACACUAUCUUAGAUUGAAUUAUACACACUUGGAGAAUCUUAUGUUUUAGAAUAAAAUAAGUUUAACAUAUUUUUGUACUUAAAAUAGCUUUUGAGAUAAUUAAAGUAGCUGGGCAUAGAUUUUCAAGUUUUGCUCUAAAAGUUCAUGAAAUUUUAAGCUUUCUGGUCUAAUUCAGGAUGAUUCUUGUUUUUUUGAGUAUGAUAACCUAUCUGAAAGGGACAGAAAAACUUCUUUCUUCCAAUGUGUUGUUGAAGGCUUUCAUGGCCGGGAUCACAGGGUUGUUGUAGGUUUUCCGGGCAGUAUGGCCAUGUUCCAGAAGUAUUCCAGAAUACUUCUGGAACAUGGUCAUACAGCCCGGAAAACAUACAACAACCCUCUUUCUUCCAAGGUAAUGUGUAUGCACAAUCCAAAUGUAAUACUCGUAUACAAUUUAGGUUUUGUUUUGCAUUGAGAACUAUUUGGAGAUUAUGCUGGAGAGAUCUAGUUUCAGACAGUGCCCUAUCAAAAUUGUAAAACCAUCUUCACUUUAGUGCAGUCAUUGGAAAAAUGUGAAAUUACGUAGCUCUGUAGUGGCAGAUGUUUAAGAUUUUAAUUCACUGUCUGCUAACUGUUUAAUUGCAGUGGAUUUAUUGGGCUAUUAUUUUGUGCACCAAAGCGCCAUAAAAUCAAUUUUUAUUUUUAUUAAGGUUUAAGGGUAGAGGUUCAUGAGCCCAUUAUUUACAAAAUUUAUGUCAAAAUGUACAUCUCAGUGAUACAUAAAAUACAAUGCACUAGCUUUCAAAGUGCACUGAUUUUUUUAUCAGAGGAGAGAAGAAAAGUGGCAGUGUUAGAAUCAGACCUACAUCUUGUUUGAAAUGUUUCCUUAUGUUGGUGUUUAAGAUUGUUGUGAUGAAGAUGAUGCUGGUGGAGAACCUAUCCCUUCUUGGCUAUGAAGACAAAAGAUGGGUAAUGAAUUUAGUCUCCAACAAGAUGCAGGCACUGCUGUGAUACUGUCUCUUUUCUCUCCUGUACAAUUUUCAUAAUCUUUGGGUGGUUGUGAGUUUUUUUUGGCUGUAUGGCCAUAAUCCAGCAGCAUUCUCACCUAACAUUUUGCCUUCAGCGGAUUUGAAGAUGCCAGCCACAGAUACAGGCAAAACAUUAGGAGAGAAUGCUGCUGGAACAUGUUCAUACAGCCCGAAAAACUCGUAGCAAACCAGUGAUUCCAGCCAUGAAAGCCUUCAACAAUGCAUUUCGACAUUUUUGCCUGAUGAUGAAAUCAGUGCUGUUCAAAAGUAAAUGCAACAUAUUUUGCACCUCUUGAUUGGUCUAAUUAGGGUAGAACCUUAAUGUAAAUUUUGGAUUUUGUUGUAUUUUGCUUCAUGCCCAAAAUUACUAUUGUUGAAUAUGUUUUCUAAAUGUAUGUCCUUAUCUUUUGGUUUGCCAGAUCAAAAAAAAUUCACGGACCUGAAAUUCUGUCAAUUUUAAGUGGUAGAUAUAUCCAUAUAUAUCUGUCUUACAUAUUCAUGUAUAGCAAUGUUAGUCAAAAAAUUAAACCCCAAAACUUGCAUUGAUUUACCCAUGGGCUAAUGUAAGCACUGUACCUUUACUCAGAAAAGGAAUCAUCCCUUUCUCUUGAGUAGGGUGGCAAAAGGUGAAAGCCUAUCUCAUUCUAGGUGGACCUAAAAGAAGCCCCAGUCUCCCCUGCUUUCUUGGUCAUGGCACCACUUCUGGACUUUUAGAAUUUCUGGGCAGGGAAGUAAUGCCACAAUUUUUUUUUGGUUUUCGCCCCGCUCUCCAAUCUGUUAUGAUCUUUUUGGAUUCUGAUCCUGUCCACUGGCAUGUCAGCUAUCCUUCCCAUUUUGGUGUCAUUCAGGGGGACUUAUUUCUAAAAGUAUACUUUUUUGUAAUCACUUUUCCUUUUUGCUUAAGUUGUAUAUGUUGAAAUGUGUAAUAAAUUGCUGCAUUUACAA
Molecule: messenger RNA, 5652 nt
Organism: Anolis carolinensis (green anole)
Lineage: Eukaryota; Metazoa; Chordata; Lepidosauria; Squamata; Anolidae
Gene: abhd13
Product: abhydrolase domain containing 13
Exons: 3
Coding region: 391-1404 (337 amino acids)
Cellular component (GO): membrane
Molecular function (GO): palmitoyl-(protein) hydrolase activity
Source: RefSeq, a predicted model, not a curated record